GCUGGAAAUCAGCUGACAUGGAUGUGUUGACAAGCUGUCAAAUUCUAUCUCCUAUUACAUUUUUUUCUUUACAUUUUUAAUGCGAACUGUCACGUUUGACAUGCAUAAUCACGAAUGAAGUAGAAAGAAAGUGACUGUAAACAUGAUGACCGAUGUGGGAGAAAUCGAAGCAGCAGAAAUUCAAUUAAAAACCGAAAAACAAUCGAGCGAAGAUAGCGAAGUAGAUUUUUCGGAAGCUGUAGAAAAACUGGCAGAAGGUCUUUUGAGUAUUUAUCAACCUCCAUUAGAACAAGUUAAGCAUGAACUUUUUGAGUUAACAAAUAAGCAGGAGACUCUACUCGCUCGAAUGCAACUUGAGAAUAAAAAGAUACACGAGACAUUCGAAGAUAUAGAUUUAAAUGAUAUGUUUUCAACUAUUAAAAUUUAUCAAGGAAAAUUAGCAGUGAUAAGAAAAGAAAUGAUUAAUAUUCAUGAAAGGACUUCUAAAUUAAAGAAACGUGUGUUACGUUUGCAACAAAUUAAGCAAAAGCAAGCGAUGAAUAAAGAGCAACAACGUGAGCAAGAACUGCGCAGGGAACAAGAAUUAAUUGGUAAAUCUACAACUAAUUAAAGAUGUUAACAUAAACCAUUAAAA
Pogonomyrmex barbatus (red harvester ant) is the source of this 634-nucleotide messenger RNA. It is a transcript of the gene Pldn, whose product is annotated as biogenesis of lysosomal organelles complex 1 subunit pallidin. Gene Ontology annotation, cellular component: transport vesicle; BLOC-1 complex. NCBI's taxonomy places the organism in Eukaryota, Metazoa, Arthropoda, Insecta, Hymenoptera, Formicidae. The record is from RefSeq and is a predicted model, not a curated record. Gene Ontology annotation, biological process: intracellular transport.